Messenger RNA from Theobroma umbraticum, 1624 nucleotides. RefSeq names its product U-box domain-containing protein 21-like. Gene Ontology annotation, molecular function: ubiquitin protein ligase activity. The record is from RefSeq and is a predicted model, not a curated record. NCBI's taxonomy places the organism in Eukaryota, Viridiplantae, Streptophyta, Magnoliopsida, Malvales, Malvaceae. Gene Ontology annotation, biological process: protein ubiquitination.
AAGUCCUAGACUUUGAACAACCGUGUGUGAAGAGCUUGAAAUUCAGCCCCAUCUUUCCAUUCAACCCUCUUGUUGUUGUUAUUAUUAUAUAUAUAAGAACAUCAAGAACUCACAUUACCAUUCACAAAGCUACCAUUUACAAGUCUUUCUCUGAUAUUUUCUGAUAUCGGUUCUCAAAAUCUUUGGCAAUGUUCAAUUGGAGGAGAAGAAAGACCACAGGCCGUCAUGGCGAGAAAAGGCGGCAGCAGCAGCAGCAGCAGCAUAAGGAGCUUGAGAUCCCAAGGCAUUUUCUGUGCCCGAUAACUCUUGACCUUAUGAAGGAUCCUGUCACAUUGUCUUCUGGGAUUACUUACGAUCGAGAAAGCAUCGAGACGUGGCUCGAGGAUGGGAAUUUCACCUGCCCUGUUACAAACCAGCUUCUCAGAAGUUUUGAUCAGAUACCUAAUCACUCUCUCAGGAAAAUGAUUCAAGAUUGGUGUGUAGAGAAUGGGAAAUAUGGCGUUGAAAGGAUCCCUACACCAAGAAUUCCUGUCACCUCAGAAGAGGUCUCCGAAAUCCUUUUUGCGAUUAUGGAUUCCAGUAGACGCCUGGAUCAAUGUGGCUGCCUAGAUUCUGUGCAGAAAAUCAAGAAAUGGUGCAUGGAAAGUGAGCGAAAUAGGCGGUGCAUUACAGCAAACGAGACAGCUGGAGUCCUCGCUGCCGCAUUUGACGCUUUUGCAAGUGACUCUUUUGAGAGGAAUGCCAAUGUGUUGGAGGAGAUACUAUGUGUACUGAACUGGAUGUUCCCGCUCGAUGGGGAAGCUCUGGAACACCUGGGCUCACAAGCUUCUUUGCGUUGCAUGGUUUGGUUUCUGAAAUGCAGGGACCUUUCAGUGAAGCAAAACUCCAUGACUGCGCUGAAAGAGCUUCUUUCUUGCGACCAGCAAUAUGGAGAAGGGUUGGCGGCUAUCGAUGGGGUCAAUGAAAUGCUAUUUAAAUUCAUUAAAGACCCAAUAUCUCCUUCAAUCACAAAAGCUUCUCUCAUGGUUAUUUUCCACAUGGUUUCAUAUUGUUCUUCAAGUGAGAAGAUCAAGUCAGAAUUUCUUGACAUGGGUCUGGUUUCUUUACUGCUGGAGACUAUUGUCGAAUCUGAAAGAAGCCUAUGUGAGAGGGCUUUAGGUGUCCUUGACAAACUCUGUGAUUCCAAACAAGGGAGGGAAGUUGCUUACAAUAACGCUCUGGCCAUGCCAGUUCUGGUGAAGAAAAUCUUGCGUGUUUCAGAAUUAGCGACCGAGUACUCUGUUUCAACGAUUUGGAAGCUGAGCAAAGAGGAAGAAAGGGUUUUGAUUGAAGCUCUUCAAGUCGGCGCCUUUCAAAAGCUAUUGUUACUCAUACAGGUCGGGUGUGCCGAUGAGACAAAAGAGAAAGCAACUGAGCUUUUGAAGCUCUUGAAUCCUUACAGAGCUGGAUUGGAGUGCAUCGACUCUGUAGAUUUCAAGAGCCUCAAGAGAUCAUUUUAAAUUUUGGAUACCAAAUUCUUUAUUCUUUAAAAAAUCCAAGCAAAGACCAACUGCUCGGAUUGUAAGGGCUUUCGAUUUGUUGUACAAACUCAGAAAAUGAUUACCAGAUAUUUGUUUGUCUUUUA